GAGAGCGAGAGGGGGCAAGUUAGGGACGGCUGGUUUCAGCCACGAACACAGUGGCAGAAAGGCUGAAAGCUGCUUGCACACUAGUUAGUGACUGACUGACGCUGGACUCUUCCUGCUUUAGUGGAUUAAUCCCCCCAAAGAGCCUUUUUAAAGACUAUGGCGGCUAAAAUCUGCAUUUGUUUUGGUGCCUUGUUAGUUUUCCACCUGGGAGCUACUGAACACGGUGCCGAGCACCCCGCACAUAUAGUACCACAACCAGACCUAGACCUGGACCAGCAGACCAGCGCUCCGAAUACCAUAUUUGAAACAAGCUCCACUUCUUCUAGUGGCGGAAGCUUGAACAUCACCACACAUUUGGAAACCUCCACUGUGACGCAACAACCCAACAAAGACAACGACACCAACAUGGAGGUAACAUCAGUGGUGUCCAACCAAGAAAAGGGGGGUAACCUGACUGAUGAUAUGACCACAAACACUUCGGUUCCUGUCAUCCUGACCUCAAUUGCCCCCAACACAUCCACAAGCAUCCCUGCACACACGGUCCUCACCGAUGCACCAACAUCAGCACUCCCACCGCCAUCAGACCGACUUCCCGUCUCCACCCCACCGCCAAGCCAGACAACGCCAAACUCUCAAACAGAUUCUCCCUCAUCCGCCGCCAUGACGACAACGCACAGUACAAACACCAUCACCACCCAGUCAACAGCCAGCACCAGCUCCUAUCGAGAGACCCCCACAUCUCUCCUGUCGGUGCAAACCAGCUCGGAGCCGCAUCCUGAGGUCUCUACCAAAUGUCACCUACAGACCACCACUGUGGAGCCGCCUCAGCUCACCUCCACACAGACCAGGCUGCAUUCCGGAACACCGUCACCGCUCAAUGUAAAGGGCGACGCCGUCAUGGUCCCUGACGCCCCUACACUGGAUCCCCUCUUGGCCGGCCUGGUGUCAGCCUUCAUCAUCACUGCUGCCAUCAUCACCCUGCUCCUGUUCCUCAAGCUGCGGCGAAGAGACAACAGACCAGAGUUCCGCAGGCUACAGGACUUACCCAUGGACGACAUGAUGGAGGAAACACCUUUGUCCAUGUACAGCUACUGAUAUACGGACGUGCGGCAAAACUCCCCAAAAAGCUCCUUUCUUCCAGGGUAUUUUUUUGUUUUAGUUUUGGUCUGUCUUCUUGUGAAUGCUGUCCCGGAAGAAUCCAGGUUUGAAACAGUACGAGGGUAGCUCCUAUUUAUGCAGAUCUUUAAGAUAAGCGCUGAUGGAGGAUACAGUGGACAACGAGGACAUCAGGUUCUGUAGCAAAAGUCUAUUUUUGGUCUUUUUAAGUACAAUUUGGACCUGUGCCUCUGCUCAUUACUGAAUAUUUUCAGCCAUUUGUGGGGGGUGAUUUUAUUUCUCCCGAGUGGACAGAAGAGAAGACAUGAUUCUGUCCAUCACUCAGAAGUCCUGCCAGACGCUCUGCUCUCUUUCUCAAAUAUAAUCUAAUUAAGGCUGGGAGAACUGAAGUCUUUUAGGGUGACGUGCAGGCCCAAGAGGAGAAAAUAACAAAACAGCUUGACUGUCGAUUUUUUUUUUUUUUUUAAUGAGGUUGCACUUUAUUUUUUUUCAGUGUGCUUGUGUAUAUGAGAAAUGUGUGUUUGUGCAGGCGUGCAGACAAAGCUGUGUGUGUGCAUUUUUAGCUGUGUUUUAAGUGUGUGGGAGACUGGAGUUAUUUAAUUCUAUCUUUAAUUUGUAUGUUACUCUGUUUGUAUACUAUUUAGGUACAUUUGCACAAUCAAUAAAAAAGAGCUGUAUUACAAAAAUAAUGCUUGAUACAAUAUUUUAAUGUGUUUGCAUAUAAUUUAGUGGACAUAAUUAAUGUUAUUUAAUUUUAUUGUCAGGUUUAAACUUAAUCAAUUAAACAAAUUAGAAAUAAUUAGUCAUUUGUCUAAUAUAUAAUUAUUUAUGAGUCAUUUUCAGUGGUACAGGCCCAAAAGUUCAUGACAUACCUCUCUAGUGUUAGAUCUUGUGGAGCAGGGCUGUCCACAUCCUGAAAUAUGAAAGGAUCCAAGAGCCAUUUAUCUCAGGUUUGUGACAUAAGUGAAAAAGCCUAUUAGUAUUAUUCCCACCAUUGUUGUCGUUUAUUUUUCCAAAUAUCUCCAUUUCUUUCUUAAAUAUUCUUCUCAUAGUAUUAUGACUUUAUUCAAACAAUAUUUUAACUUUAUUUUCAAAAUAUUAUAACUUACUCCCCAACCUAACUUAACAAAAAAUUAAUUUUUUAUUUAGUUUCAUUGUUUUUCUUUAAAAACAUUGUUUUUCUUUUUAAAUACUUAAACUCCAUGCUCCUAAAAUGACAUUUUUCCUGAUAAUAUUACAAAAUUGGUACUUUCUCGUUGCAGUAUGAUGUUUUUCCAUAAUAUUUUGACUUUAUUCUCAUAAAAUUACAGCUGUUUUGUCCAGUUCUGCGAUUUGUUUUUUUCUGCCAUUUCAACUUUCUUCUUGUACAUUUUCUUCUUAUAACUGUGACUUUAUUCCCCUAACAUUGUAAGUUUUUCCCCAAGCUAAUUUUUCAAAAAAUACAAAUAGUUGUGUUUCUCAUAAUAUUAGAACGUGAAUUUUGUUUCAUGAAUAUUUCAACUUUAUGCUACUAAAAUUACGUUAGUUCCACUUCUAAUAUUACAACAUUAUUCCCGUAGAUGAUUUUUUUUAACGUUAUUCUUGUAAAAUGAGUUUUCAAUGUUUGCUGUUGUAUUUUUGCUUGCUAAAUUAUAUAUUUUUAGAAUGUGUCGCAGGCCAAUGUGGAAACCUCCCCUCCCCAACAGUUUCAAUUUCAACACCGCUGGGUUACAACACGUUCAGGUGUACCCAAUGAAGUGUCCAAUGAGGGUAGCAUACAGUAUGUCCAUCCAGGUUGCAGUGCCUUUUAAUAAACAUUUGUAUUCAUCCAUACUGUACAUGCAAAUCUGACGAGCCUGGAGCAUGUUGUUCAUCUUUCAUAAAGUGAACUGUGGCCUUUCAGAAAAUGUUCAUAUUGUAAAUACUAUACUGUUGGGUGCAGCAAAUCCUGAUUAAAAUGAACACACUCCAUCUCGAAAUUCUGCAUUUUUUGUGUUUAUACAAGUGUCAUCACUGCAUUUUGAGGCUUUGCUGCUCAAUGUGGACUAUGAACUUCUUAU
Messenger RNA from Doryrhamphus excisus (bluestripe pipefish), 3155 nucleotides. RefSeq lists its product as uncharacterized. The record is from RefSeq and is a predicted model, not a curated record. Lineage: Eukaryota; Metazoa; Chordata; Actinopteri; Syngnathiformes; Syngnathidae.